Molecule: messenger RNA, 2458 nt
Organism: Carya illinoinensis
Lineage: Eukaryota; Viridiplantae; Streptophyta; Magnoliopsida; Fagales; Juglandaceae
Product: pentatricopeptide repeat-containing protein At2g17210
Exons: 1
Coding region: 196-2424 (742 amino acids)
Biological process (GO): RNA modification
Molecular function (GO): protein binding; RNA binding
Source: RefSeq, a predicted model, not a curated record
CCGUUCUUAGUCCUCGAAUAUCAUUGCCUGCCAUAGCCAUGGGUUAGUUACCAUCGUAAUGUCCACGCUGUGAAAUGAGCUAAAGUUCGGUAGUUCCUGCAUAAAGUAGUGGACGUAACGCAAAACUACGUCCUCAUGCAUGGAAUCUAAAAACUCACCAAGUUUUAAGAAAGUAUUUGCAUUUGCUUCUUGUCAAUGCGCUCCCCAACCAUUCCGUCGGUAUCAAAGGUCCCUAAUUGGCUAUCAAGAAUCGAAGUGUCAUCAUCCGAUGGGAAAUGGGAAAAAGUGCUUUCCCAAUAUCGUGAAAUGAAGAACUCCGGCGUUAGAAUAGCUGACCCUUCGAUUUUCCCUUCCAUUCUUAAAGCAUGUUCAUUCCUCUCCUUUAGUCGUGGAAAGUCCAUCCAUGCAGGUCUGAUUAAGCAGGGCUUUGAAUGGUUCACUUCGGUUGGCAACUCCACCUUGGAUUUCUACCUGAAAUGCGGAGACCUGGGUUCUUCAUUGGGCGUGUUUAACCAGCUGAGGAGCAGAGAUUCAGUUUCUUGGAACAUAAUGGUGCAUGGGUUUUUAGUUCAGGGAUCUUUACAAGAAGGGUUGCAGUGGUUUUUGAAUGCAAGGGUUGCUGGGUUUGAGCCUAAUACUUCCACCUUGGUGCUUGUUAUACAGGCUUGUCAAAGACUUAGAGCUAAACUUGAGAUAAUGAAAGUACAUGGGUACAUAAUUCAGGCUGGGUUUCUGACCAUUGGUUCAGUUCAGAACUCAAUGUUGAGUGCGUAUGCGGAGGAUGACAUGGAGAGUGCGCAGAGAAUGUUUGACGAAAUGUGUGACAAAGAUGUUAUCUCUUGGAGCGUGAUGAUUGGUGGUUAUGUUAGAAGUGAGGAAGCUGAGAUUGGCUUGCAGGUAUUUUUGGAGAUGGUAUCUGAGGUUGGCAUUGAGCUUGACGGUAUAGUUAUGGUGAGUGUCCUUAAAGCCUGCACUAGUUUGGGGGACUGGAUUAUGGGAACGGUGAUUCACGGGUUAGUGAUCAUUAGAGGUUUUGGGUUUGAUCUGUAUAUUGGGAAUUCUUUAAUCGAUAUGUAUUCAAAGUGUUAUGAUGCUGAUUCUGCCUUCAAAGUCUUCAAUGAGAUAUCUCAGAGAAACAACGUCUCAUGGAAUUCUAUUUUGUCUGGAUUUGUCCUAAAUAAGAAGCAUUUGGAAGCUCUAUCACUGGUUUAUUCGAUGGUGAAGGAAGGAAUCAAGGCAGAUGAGGUGACUCUUGUCAAUAUUCUUCAGGCAUGCAAGUUUUUUGUGCAACCAUUUAUGUGCAAGUCCGUCCACUGUGUAAUAAUGCGGCGGGGAUAUGAAUCAAAUGAACUGGUCCUAAAUUCUCUAAUUGAUGCUUAUGCAAAAUGCAAUCUUGUUGAGCUGGCGUCGGAACUUUUUGAUGGGAUGGAGAGAAGAGAUGUGGUUUCUUGGAGCACCAUGAUUGCGGGGUUCAACUAUUGUGGCAGAACUAAUGAAGCAAUAGCUGUUUUCCAUCAGAUGACACUUGCACAAGAGAAGCUCAAUGUUGUUACCAUCAUCAAUCUUCUCGAGGCCUGUUCAACUUCAGCUGAACUGAGAAGGUCGAAGUGGGCUCAUGGAAUUUCAAUUCGAUGUGGCUUGGACGCACAAGUGGCAGUUGGGACUGCAAUUGUCGAGAUGUACUCAAAGUGUGGUGCGAUAGAAGACUCAAGGAAGGCCUUUGAACAAAUUCCCAAAAGGAAUGUUGUUACAUGGAGCGCCAUGAUAGCGGCAUAUGGCAUGAAUGGUUUUGCACGUGAAGCCUUAGCUUUGCUCACUGAAAUGAAACAAGAGGGAGUGGAGCCAAAUGCUGUGACAGCUCUUUCGGUGCUAUCUGCUUGUAGUCAUGGCGGGUUAGUUGAAGAGGGGCUCUAUUUCUUCAGUUCGAUGGUUCAAGAUCACGGGGUUGAGCCUGGGUUGGAACAUUAUUCAUGCAUGGUCGACAUGUUGGGUCGGGCGGGAAAACUUGAUAUUGCAAUGGAUUUAAUCAACAAGAUUCCUGAAGGUUUUGAGGCUGGUGCAAGUAUUUGGGGGGCACUUUUGAGUGCUUGUAGAAGCCAUGGGAACGGUGAGAUUGGUGCGGGAGCUAUCUCUCAUCUUCUUGAGCUGGAGCCAUGGAAUUCUGCAGGUUAUUUUCUUGCAUCGAACAUGUAUGCAUCAAAUGGAUUGUGGAUGAAUGCGGCGAGGAUGCGAAGGUUAGUGAAGGAGAGAGAGGUGAGGGUUGUUGCUGGUUACAGCUUGGUUCAUGUUAACAACAGGGCAUGCAGAUUUUUAGCUGGGGAAAGUUCCCACCCACAAGCCGGUGAAAUACGUAGUUUAGUUGACCAUCUGCAUGGUUGUAUGAAGAUUGAUGAGAAUUUACCGAUCAUUGAAUGCUGCAGUUAAGGUCUAACAAAGAAUUAAGGGCUAUUGUCUUUAA